GAUCUGUAGUCAGCAUGAGACAAACUGAGCUCCUCGUCCUCCUUUUCCACUGCUUUACUCUGCUGUUCCAGGUACAGGAUUUAUUUAUACAUUAGUUACUAUCUUAUUGUUUGUACGCUUUGUUAUUCACUGGAGUGAGCGAUGGUUUGUACGUUACAGCAUUCCAUCGGAUCUGAGUUCAGAAAUGUGAGAUACAGAAGUAGUUACGCAGGUAAACACAGUUUUACCACAUUAUUAACCAUCAGGUCUGUAAUGAUAAUUUUACUGCAAUUUACAAUAAGCAUCAAACCCAGGUUGAAGGUUUCUGUGUUUCAGCAUCACAUUUUUUAAAAUACUGACAUUUAGUUUAUUUUUAUUUGUAUAGUGCAAGUAAAAAUAGACUAGAUGUAGGUUUGGAUUUAAUGCUGAACAGAUUUAUGAAGUGAAGUUAAAUAUAAAAAGUCACUGUAUUUUGUCAUGUUCUGGUUUAUUAGAAUCUAUUAUGAGUUACUUACAAGAGAACGAAAGAACUGCGGUGGACACAAUUAUGGACAUCAAUGACUAUGAAGCAGUGGAUGUGAAAGAUGGAGUGAAACUCAGAGAGGGAGAUAUUGCCGUCUCCAGCAGAACUGAGAAAAGUUGUUUCGCCCAAAGCUGUUUAUGGUCCAAAUCUGUAGAUGGGCAUGUUUACAUCGCAUACACACUCUCACCUGAAUACACUGAAGUGGAUCGCCGAACUAUAAAACAAGGGAUGAAUCUGAUUGAGAGAAACACGUGUGUGCGCUUUGUACCCAGAACACACCAGAGAGACUUCCUGGACAUUCAGCCUAAAACUGGGUGUUGGUCAUAUUUGGGCUCCAGCGGCGGCAGACAGACUCUUUCCUUACAAAGUCCAGAGUGUGUGAGCUCUGGAGUUGUUUCUCAUCAGCUCAUGCAUGUGCUUGGAUUUGUACAUGAACAGUCACGUGCUGAUCGUGAUAAAUACAUCACCAUCAAGUGGUCAAAAAUUCAGAAAGAUCAUGUAAGGAACUUUGAGAAGUUUAAGAUGAACAACAUAGACAUGCCUUAUGACUAUGGCUCCAUCAUGCACUUUGGAAAAUACGCCUACUCUGAAAACGGUGAUCCUACCAUUGUUCCAAAACGAAGCUGGAACAUUAAACUGGGACAGCGAUUUGGUCCAAGUAAAAUUGAUGUUAUGAAAAUCAAUAAACUCUAUGAAUGUGCUUAGUAUUGUAAUUAAAUCUAUAUGAUAAACAAUGUAAACAUUUACAGCAUUUGGCAGACGCUCUUAUAAAUAAAGCGCAUCAAAAACACAUCUUUUAAAUUCUUUAUUAUAUAUUAACAU
This is a messenger RNA of Tachysurus fulvidraco (yellow catfish), 1324 nucleotides long. Its product is annotated as hatching enzyme 1.2-like. Gene Ontology annotation, molecular function: zinc ion binding; metalloendopeptidase activity. The transcript is spliced from 6 exons. Gene Ontology annotation, biological process: proteolysis. The record is from RefSeq and is a predicted model, not a curated record. Lineage: Eukaryota; Metazoa; Chordata; Actinopteri; Siluriformes; Bagridae. The coding region runs from base 482 to 1207 and encodes 241 amino acids.